Molecule: messenger RNA, 1232 nt
Organism: Alligator sinensis (Chinese alligator)
Lineage: Eukaryota; Metazoa; Chordata; Crocodylia; Alligatoridae
Product: gastricsin
Exons: 9
Coding region: 3-1118 (371 amino acids)
Biological process (GO): proteolysis
Molecular function (GO): aspartic-type endopeptidase activity
Source: RefSeq, a predicted model, not a curated record
ACAUGGGAGUUCCCUUGAAAAGAUUCAAGUCCAUGCGGGAGGUGAUGAGGGACAAGGGUGUGCUCAAGGACUACCUGAAGACGCACCAUUAUGACCCGGCCAGCAAGUACUACAAUCAGUUCGCUGUUGUUUCCGAACCCCUGGCUAACUACAUAGAUAUGUCCUACUAUGGUGAGAUCAGCAUUGGGACCCCUCCCCAGAACUUCCUGGUUCUCUUCGACACGGGCUCUUCCAACCUGUGGGUGCCUUCCGUGUACUGCCAGAGCGAGGCCUGCACCAACCACCCACUGUUCAACCCUGCUAACUCCUCCACAUACUCCACGCAGGACCAGAGCUUCUCUCUGCAGUACGGGACUGGCAGCCUCACAGGAAUCUUUGGCUACGACACCGUCACCAUCCAGAACGUUGCCAUCUCAGACCAGGAGUUUGGCCUGAGCGAGACGGAGCCUGGCACCAACUUUGUCUAUGCACAGUUUGAUGGGAUCCUGGGGCUGGCCUACCCUGCCAUCUCCUCUGGGGGUGCCACCACCGUGAUGCAAGGCCUGAUUCAACAGAACCUCCUCGAUGCCCCACUCUUCAGCUUCUACCUGAGCUCGCAAGACGGCUCUCAAGGCGGUGAGCUGGUCUUCGGAGGUGUCGACUCCAACCUGUACACUGGGCAGAUUAUCUGGACUCCUGUCACCCAGGAGGCUUAUUGGCAAAUUGCAAUUGAGGGUUUCUCCAUCAGUGGACAGACCACUGGCUGGUGUAGCAAUGGCUGCCAAGGCAUUGUGGACACUGGGACUUCCCUCCUCACUGCUCCUGGAGAUGUCUACUCAAACCUGUUGGAGUCUAUUGGAGCUGAGCAAGACAGUGACGGCCAGUACGUUGUUAGCUGUGACAGCAUUGAUAGCCUGCCAACCAUCUCCUUUGUCAUCGGUGGAACCAGCCUCCCUCUGCCUCCCUCUGCCUACGUCAUCCAGAGCACAGAUGGUAGCUGCAUGGUUGGCAUUGGGCCCACUUACCUGCCAUCCCAGAACGGGCAGCCCCUGUGGAUCCUCGGUGACGUCUUCCUCAGGUCUUACUACUCUGUUUAUGACAUGGGCAACAACCAGAUGGGCUUCGCUCCUGCAGCAUGAAUGAAACCCACCCUCUUCUGUGCGAUGCCACACUGCUUCCCGCCUCUCCGCUGACCCUCCGUGCUGUGACAUAGUGGUCCCGACUGCCUCUCUGUCACGUCUUGAGCAUCUCUC